AUGGCACCCACCCAGAACGCCCGAUUGAUCUUUAACAAGGUUCCCAAGGACUUUCCUGUCCCUGGUGAGACCACCGUCUACGAGACGUCCGAGACGAUUGAUCUCGACAAUGUCCCAUUGAACGGUGGUAUCCUUACCAAAACCCUCUACCUCUCCAUCGAUCCUUACUUCCGUGGUCGUAUGAGAGACGAGAGCAAGAAAUCGUAUUCGAGCGCUUUCUCUCUCGGGAAACCAAUUCUUGGCUUUAGUGUCUCUCGUGUGUUACGAUCCGAGAGGUCUGACAUUAAGCAGGGAGACCAUGUUUAUGUGACCGAGACCCCUUUCCAAGAGUACAAUGUUCUCUCUGCUAAACACCCUGUUAUGGUUAUUGAGAACAAGGAAAACCUACCGUGGUCUCUGUACGUUGGUAUCUUGGGGAUGCCAGGUAAAACCGCCUACUAUGCUCUUGACGUGAUCGGAAAGCCCCAAAAGGGUGAGACUAUCUACGUUUCUACCGGUGCUGGGCCAGUCGGAGCUACCGUGUCUCAAAUAUGCAAGGCCGCCGGACUCAAAGUCAUCGCCUCCGCUGGCUCUGAUGACAAGGUGGAAUUCUUAAAGAGCAUCGGUGUCGAUAUCGCAUUCAACUACAAGAAAGACAAGAUUUCCGAUGUACUCACAAAGGAAGGCCCGAUUAAUAUUUACUGGGACAAUGUUGGAGGUGAGAGCCUCGAUGCUGCGCUCGAAGCAUGCAAGGAGCAUGCUCGCAUCAUUUGCUGUGGCGCUAUCUCGGCGUACAACAACGUCCCUACCCCUAUCAAGAACUGGAUGUACUUCCUGGCCAAGAGGCUCACCGUUCGCGGGUUCGUUGUUAGCGAGCUCGAAGCCGAAGUUGGCAACCCCAAAAUCUUCUACGAGAAGAUGGUGCCGCUUGUGGCGAAUGGCCAAAUCAAGUGGAACGAACACGUAUUCGAGGGGCUAGACAAGGCUGGCGAUGCGAUUUUGGCCGUUCAGAAGGGAGACAACACUGCCAAAACCGUCGUCAAAGUUGCCGAUGCAUAA
This is a messenger RNA of Rhizoctonia solani, 1038 nucleotides long. Its product is annotated as Zinc-binding dehydrogenase. Bases 1 to 1038 code for a protein of 345 amino acids. Gene Ontology annotation, molecular function: oxidoreductase activity, acting on the CH-CH group of donors, NAD or NADP as acceptor. The record is from RefSeq and is a predicted model, not a curated record. Lineage: Eukaryota; Fungi; Basidiomycota; Agaricomycetes; Cantharellales; Ceratobasidiaceae. The transcript has 6 exons.